Molecule: messenger RNA, 719 nt
Organism: Cryptotermes secundus
Lineage: Eukaryota; Metazoa; Arthropoda; Insecta; Blattodea; Kalotermitidae
Product: serine/threonine-protein kinase grp-like
Exons: 2
Coding region: 55-402 (115 amino acids)
Biological process (GO): intracellular signal transduction; protein phosphorylation
Molecular function (GO): ATP binding; protein serine/threonine kinase activity
Source: RefSeq, a predicted model, not a curated record
UGGACAUUGACAAAGCAUUGUGGAACAUUCGCAUAUACGGCCCCAGAGGUCUUGAUGCCACCAUACCAUGGCGUACCAGCCGAUUUGUGGUCGUGUGGUAUCAUUUUGGUGGUUCUUUUAACUGGAGGUUUACCAUGGAAAAUUGCAUCUAUGGAGUCUAAUGAAUACGUGGCAUGGAAGGAUAGUAAAGCAGGACAUCUAGAACCAUUUGUAGAGUUGGAUCAUUUGGCCAUGGACUUGAUACAGAAGAUACUUGUACACAUCCCAUCUCGCCGUGCAAAAUUAAAGGAAAUUAAGGAUCAUCAGUGGUGUAACACGUGUUUUGACAGAUUAGGUAAGUCCACUAGAAUGUAUGCAGUUAUCUUAGUUUUGGAUUGUAAGGGGGGUGGGGGGUUACUUUAAAUUGCUGAUCAUGUAAGAUGGUAGAUUGUUAUUUGGACCAGAUUCUGGAGUUUCAUGUUGCAUUACUGGAGCAGAUAUUCAUUAGAAUGGACUUAGCCCCCCACAUUAACAGCUGAAUGCCUUAACUGUGUGUAUGAAGGUCAUUCAGAAUGAACUAUUAGAAAUCAGUGGUUAGUAAAACUAUGUUACUUAUGUAUAAUUUGCCUUCAGAAGUUGAAUGUGGGGAAUGUGGCUGUGUACUAGUGAAUGUGUCGUUUAUAUACUUUCUUUUCUCCUGUUGGUCUUGUGUAGAUGCAAGGCCUUACAUUUUCCUGACU